Arachis duranensis is the source of this 714-nucleotide messenger RNA. RefSeq lists its product as uncharacterized. NCBI's taxonomy places the organism in Eukaryota, Viridiplantae, Streptophyta, Magnoliopsida, Fabales, Fabaceae. The transcript has 2 exons. The record is from RefSeq and is a predicted model, not a curated record. The coding region runs from base 1 to 714 and encodes 237 amino acids.
AUGGGGAAGAAAGUCAUUGCUAAAAGAGCACCGCGUGAGAAAAUCCAUAAACUUCCAGGAUAUCCAAGACCAUCAACUCGUUCUCAAGACACCACUUUUACUCCUUCACCUUCUCCUCCUACCUCUCCUCCUCGCACAGUUCCCAUGGCGCGAACCAAGACCACUCCAAGGUACCCUGCUCCUGCCAAACCGACGCCACCACCUAAGGCAACGCCAUCCAAACCAAGUUCCUCAAAACCCAGUUCUUCCAAGGGUAAGCAUCCUGCUGUUGAAGAGCCUGUUCCUGAGCCUACAAAACCUAAGUCAAGGUCUGUUCCUGUGCGUUCACAAAGAGGUAACCCUCAUUGCCCUCUCAAAUCUGUUAGAGAACCAGACAUUGAUCCUUUUGCUCACAAAUCACACUUCAUGACAUCUCACUCAGAUUAUAACCCCCAUCGUUUCAAAUCUGCCAUGAACCAUGACUUUUAUGAGGGAGUUAUUCAGUAUCGAAGUGUGCAUUCUUAUGUUAAGGGCAGAGACAUUAUCUUGAAUAAUGAAACUAUCAGUGAAUCCUUGAAGUACACUGAUGUUGGGCCGUGUGCUUAUACAUCUGUAAAGUGGGAUGAAGGUGUUGGUAUCUCUUACCAUGAUGCAUUGGCUCACAUUUGUGAACAUGUUUCCUUGAUUGAUGGCAUCACACCCACUCACAAAGCCCUCGGAUAUGAACGUGCUUAG